Molecule: messenger RNA, 625 nt
Organism: Macrobrachium nipponense
Lineage: Eukaryota; Metazoa; Arthropoda; Malacostraca; Decapoda; Palaemonidae
Product: larval cuticle protein A2B-like
Exons: 4
Coding region: 112-480 (122 amino acids)
Cellular component (GO): extracellular matrix
Source: RefSeq, a predicted model, not a curated record
GGGCUGUUUGUGGUUCCCGAAAGUGCUAUAUAUACAGCUGGUUAGCUCAUCAAAGGCACCAUUUGUUCAUCAGGAGCAUCUGAACACAGGCAGCUCAAGGCACGAACAACAAUGGCUUCUAAGGUUGCAAUCGUUAGUUUGGUUUUGGUGGGAGUGGCGUUCGGCUUGCCCUCGGACCCCUACGGACCCCCACCCAAGCAUCAACCAUCAUACAAGGCAGCACCCAUGCCGUACAAUUUUGCCUACGGCGUCAAGGAUCAGUAUGCCGGCGCAGAUUACGGCCACAGCGAAGACUCUGACGGAAACACCGUCAAAGGGUCGUACACUAUCCAACUUCCUGACGGUCGCCGGCAGACGGUGAAUUAUAUAGCCGACCACUACAACGGGUUCCAAGCUCAGGUCAAAUACGACGGAGAGGCGCAGUACCCCCAUGAGUAUGGACCCCCCAUCACCUUCAAGCCCAAGGGAUACCACCGUUAACCAAUUUUAACACUGAACCUACUCGCUGCUUUCUCGCAACAGGACAAAGGAUAUCCAAGCUAGUCAUAUUAUGUUAUCGAUGUUAUGUUACAGUUGCAAUGAAUAUAAAAUCAGAAAAAAAACAAUAAACGCAGGAAAGAGAGGA